CUGGGCCGGAGGGGAAGUGACGCUGCUGCUGGGAAGAUGGCGGCGACAGCGACUAUACCGUCCUCAUCUACGGCUUCGGCCACGGCGACGGCCACCGCGGCGGCUCUCGGGGAGGUGGAGGAUGAAGGGCUCCUGGCAUCGCUGUUCCGGGACCGCUUCCCGGAGGCCCAGUGGCGGGAGCGGCCAGAUGUGGGCCGCUACCUCAGGGAGUUGAGCGGCUCGGCGCUGGAGCGGCUGCGGCGCGAGCCCGAGCGCCUGGCCGAGGAGCGAGCGCAGCUGCUGCAGCAGACGCGCGACUUGGCCUUCGCCAACUACAAGACCUUCAUCCGCGGCGCCGAGUGCACCGAGCGCAUUCACUGCCUUUUUGGCGACGUGGAGGAGUCGCUUGGCCGCCUGCUCGACCGCUUACCCAGCUUCCAACAGAGCUGCAGGAAUUUUGUGAAAGAGGCUGAGGAGAUAAGCUCCAAUCGCCGGAUGAACACCCUGACUCUAAACCGGCACACGGAAAUCCUGGAAAUCCUGGAGAUCCCCCAGCUCAUGGACACCUGUGUCCGGAACAACUAUUAUGAAGAGGCCCUGGAGCUUGCAGGCUACGUACACCGACUGGAAAGGAAAUACUCCUCCAUCCCCGUCAUCCAGGGCAUUGUGAAUGAAGUGCGCCAGUCCAUGCAGCUCAUGCUGAGCCAGCUGAUUCAGCAACUGAGGACCAGCAUCCAGCUCCCUGCCUGCCUCCGUGUCAUUGGCUUCCUACGGCAAAUGGAUGUCUUCACCGAGGCUGAGUUGAGGGUGAAGUUUCUUCAGGCCCGAGAUGCUUGGCUCCGUUCCAUACUGACUGCUAUCCCCAGUGAUGAUCCCUAUUUCCACAUCACAAAAACCAUUGAAGCCUGCCGUGUCCAUCUGUUUGAUAUCAUCACCCAGUACCGUGCCAUCUUCUCAGACGAGGACCCAUUGCUGCCCCCUGCCAUGGGUGACCACACUGUGAAUGAGAGUGCCAUUUUCCAUGGCUGGGUGCUACAGAAAGUCUCACAGUUCCUGCAGGUGCUGGAGACCGACCUUAACCGGGGGAUAGGUGGCCGUCUGGAUUCUCUGCUGGGUCAGUGCAUGUACUUUGGCCUGUCCUUCAGCCGGGUAGGGGCUGAUUUCCGGGGUCAGUUGGCUCCUGUUUUCCAGAGAGUGGCUAUCAGCACUUUCCAGAAAGCAAUUCAGGAAGCGGUCGAGAAGUUCCAGGAUGAAAUGAACUCCUACACCCUCAUCUUGGCUCCUGCCAUCCUGGGCAGCAAUAACCUGCCUGCUGCUGUGCCAGUCACUCAGCCGGGGACCCUGCAGCCGCCCAUGGUGCUUUUAGAUUUCCCACCCCUUGCCUGCUUUCUCAACAAUAUUCUGGUCGCUUUCAAUGAUCUGCGCCUCUGCUGCCCUGUGGCCCUGGCGCAGGAUGUGACUGGGGCCCUGGAGGAUGCCCUUGCCAAGGUAACUAAGGUAAUCCUGGCCUUCCAUCGCGCAGAGGAGGCUGUCUUCAGCAGUGGGGAGCAGGAGCUUUUCAUCCAGUUCUGCACUGCCUUCCUGGAAGACCUCGUUCCUUAUAUAAAUCGCUGUCUCCAAGUACUUUUUCCUCCAGCUCAGAUAGCACAGACCUUAGGCAUUCCAGCCACUCAGCUCUCCAAGUACGGAAACCUUGGGCGUGUGAACGUCAGUGUCGUCUGGGAGCCUCUUGCCUUUAUCCUGCCGAAGAGAGAGACGGUCUUCUGUCUAGAUGAGAAGGAGCUAGUCCCCGAGCUCACCGCUCCGGCACCGGAACUGCCCUCUGAGAAGCCCCGCCUCGAGCCCGUCACGUCGGCAUUCCCUGACGGGGGACGCAGGGAGGUGGGAUCCGCGGAGCCGCCACGGGCCGACGUGCCGAGCGCGGGCACGUAACAGCGCUCCCCGCCCCCGGAACCCGGGUGGCCUCGGGCUUUACUGCAGCGCCCGGAGGGAACGAGUGUUGUCGCGCGUAGGAGAGGCUGCAAAGGCAUAAUCAAAGGGAGAACCUCCCGGUUACUCUCGUAAACGGUUGAUGAUACGAUCAGAAAUGUUAUUAAAGAAUAAAGCUGAUGA
Messenger RNA from Vicugna pacos (alpaca), 2091 nucleotides. It is a transcript of the gene COG8, whose product is annotated as component of oligomeric golgi complex 8. Gene Ontology annotation, biological process: intra-Golgi vesicle-mediated transport. The record is from RefSeq and is a predicted model, not a curated record. Lineage: Eukaryota; Metazoa; Chordata; Mammalia; Artiodactyla; Camelidae. Gene Ontology annotation, molecular function: peptide deformylase activity. Gene Ontology annotation, cellular component: COG complex.